AUGGGUUUAUUCCAAGGUUUUGAUUUUUUGAUUUUACCUUCUAAAAGCCCUGCAAGGGUCCAAUUCUUCGUUCAGCUAAUCCAGAAUAAUCAAGGAACCGUCAAAGACGGCUUUACAACCGGAACUAUAAUUCUUGUUAAUGACUCCUUUGUGAGCGAUAAUGGUCACAUCAAUAAGCUGGAUAUCUUUCAAAGUGAAUGGCACUACGAUGAUAAUGUCUGGUAUGAUAUUAUAGAAUGUCGAGAGCUAAAGUGCUAUUCUUUGAGUUGGGUUAGCGAAUGUCUCAAGAACGGGGAAAUAGCUCAAAAUCCACGAUUUGAAGUUACUUUACCUGGUAGAGAGCUCAUAAAUUUAGCGAGUGAUGAAUCGGAUCAAGAAUCGGUAGAGAUGGAAAGAAGCUAUUCUGGAAAUAUUCCUAAAUUGCAUGAUUCUCAUGGCGAUUCAGAUGCGGAGACUGAUGUUGAAGCGAAGAGUGAUGUUACGGAUCAAGCGUUCGCUAGUCGUCAUGCAGACACCUCAGAAUUUGGUUCAGUUGGGAAGCAAAUUGCCAUUGAUACAACCGGCGGACUUAAUGGUACUCUAAUUACUGCUCUUGAGCAACUCGCGGAGAAAUACCGCCUCAAAGGGGACGUAUAUCGAAGUCGUGGCUAUCAAUUGGCAGUACAAUCGAUACGGGCUUACCACAAGAGACUAGAGAGCGGAGACGAGGCUGCAUCACUUCCCAAUAUUGGAAGCAGUAUUGCUAGCAAGAUUCAGACGUUACUCAGUACUGGCCUCUUGCCUGGACUAGAAGAAUCCAAAACCACGGAACGUCAGCUUCACUAUUUUAUGAAUUGUCAUGGGGUCGGAUCCCAUACCGCCAUGAAAUGGACACAACUUGGUGCAAAGACAUUUCGCGAUGCAUUCCAAUUGUCACCUUCGGAUUUCAAUUGGAGCGUUCUUUAUGGCUGGAGAUAUUUCAAUGACUGGCAUGUACGUAUCCCGCGGGAUGAAUGUGAUAAACACCUCAUAUUUAUAAAGGAUUCUUUGCGUGAAGUGGAUAAAACGGUCCAAAUUGAACAAACAGGCAGCUAUCGGCGUGGCAGCAAAACCUGUGGUGAUAUUGACACAGUAAUGUGGAAGCCAGGAUGUGAUGACAUUUUAGAAUUGUCACAUAUAUUGGAGAAGCUAGUUGAGAACCUUUACAAUAGAGGCUAUAUCAAAUGUCCAUUGAAUUUGAACUGGCGAUUGGGCGAAAUAUUUGAAAGCAAUGUCGAGAAACUUCUCGCUAUGGCGGGGUCCAACAGCACAUUCAUAAAGACCCCAAAAGUUUCAUUGAGAAGAUUUUACUUCGGUGGACGACUCCCAGCAGGCGAAUCACUCGAUCAUGGCACUGAAGCUGAUGCUCUUAAAUACGAAGAUUUAUACAUGUCGGAUUCAAAUGCCACGAACCGUUGCAGAAGGGUGGAUAUUUUGACCAGCAAAUGGAGUGAGCUUGGAUCAACUAUGAUCUAUUUUACGGGUAAUGAUGACUUCAACAAGAGCUUGAGACUGCGAGCAAAUAAUAAAGGUUGGAAAUUAAACCAUCAUGGGCUUUUCCAACGCCUUAACGACAGGAGCGGCGAUAAAACCUUGAUCGAAAGUUUUGACGAAAAAAGAAUAAUAGAGCUCUUGGGAGUCAAGUACGUGCCACCUUUCGAACGUAAUAUCGAGGGCUACAUAUAG
Molecule: messenger RNA, 1704 nt
Organism: Lachancea mirantina
Lineage: Eukaryota; Fungi; Ascomycota; Saccharomycetes; Saccharomycetales; Saccharomycetaceae
Source: the annotation of a GenBank genome assembly